UGAUCGAUGCAACGGUAUCAUCAGUCACCUCGGUGUGUUCUACCAGCCAACAUCCUAUCAAACGAAACAAUCAACCAACAACCAAAACCGUUAUCAACAAUGAACUUCAACAAGAUCUUCAUCUUUGUCGUACUGGCGGUGCUGCUGCUCUGUAGUCAGACGGAGGCGGGACGCUUGAAGAAGCUGGGAAAGAAAAUUGAAGGAGCCGGCAAACGUGUGUUCAAGGCGGCCGAGAAGGCUCUACCGGUGGUGGCAGGUGUCAAAGCACUUGGCUAGAGAGAGAGAGUGCAGGCGAAUGCUUUUUAGAACAUAAGACGACGUCUCUGAUAAUGGUGACUACCUGUGAACGCAUCCUGUGAAGAUAAGAGAAGAAAAUGGCUUUAAUAAAUUAACAUAUUAAUCAGAUCACAAAA
Messenger RNA from Anopheles funestus (African malaria mosquito), 413 nucleotides. RefSeq names its product cecropin-A. The record is from RefSeq and is a predicted model, not a curated record. Bases 7 to 276 code for a protein of 89 amino acids. The transcript has 2 exons. Gene Ontology annotation, cellular component: extracellular region. NCBI's taxonomy places the organism in Eukaryota, Metazoa, Arthropoda, Insecta, Diptera, Culicidae. Gene Ontology annotation, biological process: antibacterial humoral response; defense response to Gram-negative bacterium; defense response to Gram-positive bacterium.